AUGUGCAUGCCCUCUUUAUUGAGACCUUUCUUCAACACCGAUAUAGGCAAAGAGAAGGGGCAAGAUAUUCAACGAAAGAGAAGAGAGAGAAGACCUCUUUCCAGAGCUUGUGUCAACGGUUGGGGCCACCCCCGGGAUUUUCCGUCAUCAAGAGUUGAGUUCGUUGAAGACCGAUGCGAGGAGAGAGUAAGAGGCGAUAGAGCUCGUACGAUAAGGCUAGCUUCUGCUCUUGCGAGUGGGCGAUCUUUCAUGUACUGUAGUUGUGGUCGUGACCAAGCCAGCAAGUCAAGAGUAAGAUACCAAUCCCCGGUCGUCCUGAGAGUUGGUUGUGAAAAGGCGAGGUUUCUGGCGUUCAGAGAAGUGCUGCUAAACGGGCGAAGCCUUCAGUCCUGUGAGUUUCCGGUUGUUGAGCAAUUCCCUUUCAGUCCUGUCUGUAAAACCAGCGCUGCUAACCGAGAUGUCUCGGAUCAGUAG
Molecule: messenger RNA, 474 nt
Organism: Striga asiatica
Lineage: Eukaryota; Viridiplantae; Streptophyta; Magnoliopsida; Lamiales; Orobanchaceae
Source: the annotation of a GenBank genome assembly